UUUGUAUUAUGUUAUUGGGAGGGAGUGACCGUCUGCUGCUGUUAUGGAGCACAGACUAUACUUGCUACUGCUCUACCUCGCCACGGUGAACGCCAAUCUGUGCAACAACCGCACGUUGGGUUCACAGCCGUACCCGCACGACUGCCGCACGUACAUCGUAUGCUGGCUGUCGAUGCCUUACCUCAACACCUGCCCCCAGGACUUGAUGUACGACACCCAGACCAAUAGUUGCCAACCAACGCAUCUGACGAUAUGCUGCAACAUAACAUUUCCAACUACAACCGAACGUACACUGCCCUCUCUAUCCCCUGUUACUACCAAACCCUCAAGUAUUUCCCCUAGUAAUCCCAUUAUAACUACAAAGCGUAAUUUACCGCCCAUUCCUACAAAAAGGCCAUCUUUACCUACCACCUUAACAUCUAGCAAAGUAAAUAUGCAAACAUCAAAAUUACCUAUAUCAGUAACACCUUUUACAUUAACUAAUACAGUAACAGAGACAUUUGUAACAGAAAUACCAUCCACAGCAAUGAUUACAGCAAAAUCACCUAUCACAGGAACUCCUGUUAAACCUAAUACCAUAACAGUUUCAGCCAUAACAGAAAUACCUACCACGAAAAUUCCCAUUACAUCUUUAACAGUAACAGAAUCAGAAAAAAUAGAAACACACACUUUAGCGACAGCACUACAUCCUGCUAAACCUAGUACAGUAACAGAAUUAGUGUUAACCGAAAAACCUACCACAUUAUCUUCUGUUGAAUUAAGUAGAGUAACAGAGACAGUAACGCCUAUUGUUGCUACUGACAAACCUAGUUCUGUUACAGAUACAGUAAAUACUGAAUUACCUACCGAAUUUACUCCCAGCACAAUCACUUCUUCUUUAAUACCUUUAACUACUGUCAAUAAAUCUAAAUUCUCAACUAAAAAGUCUUUAGCUACUAAAAGCAAAUCAAAUACAGUAACAACAUUUGUCACAGCUCAAUCAGCAACUGAUUCAAGUAUUACUGAACCUAUAACAAUAAUAUCUAAAUCAACAACUUAUCAACCAACUUCAAAAAAAUUUCUAACUACUAAUAAAAAUUUAACCUCGACAUAUUCUCAAACUAUCCAAUCCACGACUGAUUUUUUACAAAUAACUUCAACCCAUCCACCGGCAACAGAUAACACUUCAACUGGUUAUGUUCAAUCUACGACCGAUUCAUUAAUUAUAAAUACUACUGUUUUACCAACUUUAAUAACAAGUUCUUCUAGACCACCAAUAUCAACAACUAUUUCUGAACCUACUACCUAUACCUACCCAAAACUGUCUAUAGAAUCAGAAAUUUCUACCUUACCAGAAGAAAGCAUACAGCCAUCUACGAGUAAUAUAACAGUAACCUCCGCUCUUUCACAUAUUUCAACCAAAUAUACUUCGAGACCAUUAAUGACUACAAUUACUGAACCGAUAUUAACUCAAGAACCUGAAAUAACUGCUAUAACAGAAGAAAGUAUGACUAGCAUAACGACACGACCAACUUCAAGUAUAACAAUAAUUUCAACAAUAGCUGGCCCUAAAACAACUGUGGAACCGCUAAAUACGCAAAUUUCCACUGAGAAGUCACCUGUAACUCCACCUAAAACAAAAAUAACUGAGCCGAUAACAAAAAAAGAUCAAGUCAUUACAACAUACAGACCAUCUCUACCAUCUGCAACUUCAACUGCUAGUGAAUCUUUACCUAGUGUAACUAGGCCUACUGUAUUUGGAUCAUCAACUGUAACUAGUUCUGCAACAAAAACAAUAGAAUUGGUAAAAACAACAUCUCUCUCUUCUAUAGAAGAGCUGAUCCUUACAACAAAAGUACCAGCCUUACCGCCUAUACCAACAAAAACUACUAGUAAAAAUUGGAUAACUGAAUCUUCUUCUGCAACUAACAUUGCAUCAGAAACUUCUAAAUCUUUAAACACAGCUCCUUUAUCAACUAUAAAUGGACUGAUUACAACAACAUUAGCGCCAUCUACUACAGAUAUUACAACCAAUGUUUCCAUAACUAAAACAAUAGCUUAUACUACUCCUAUUACAUCAAUAACGUCAGAACCCAAGUCAACUCAUACACAAACAACAUUAGAAUAUAGCAAAACACCUCAAAUUACUAGCAGACCAACAAUACCAACUAUAACUAUACUAAGUUCUAUGCCUACAAAACCCAUCUCAUCAACAUAUCAACCAGUUACUGGAAUAGAAAAUAUAACGCCGACUAAUACUUUUACAACUGGAAUAGUGCCAAUCUCAAAUUCUACUUCAAAGAUGAAUAAUAUCACGGCAACAUCCGAACCUAUAACAACAACCAUAGAAACACUAACAAGCGAACUAACCACAACAACAGAUCUUACAGCUAUGCCUCCGCUACCGCCUAUAAUAGAAACAACUACAAACCAAGUCUCAACGAUAACUGAAGGGACAAGAACAGAAAAAACUAUACCAAUAUUGGAACCCGUUUCAACAACUGAACCGCAGACAACCACUGAAAUUGAUACAAUACUUCCAAUUCAAGUAGAACCAUCCCUACCACCUAUAACGUCAUCUACCGUGGAACCGAUUUCUAAAAUAGAUAUUACGACAACUUCGUAUCUUGAAUCGAAGACUAAUCUCUUACCUAUAACUACAAUCACUUCUAUGCCAUCCUCAACAAUAUCUUAUACAGCUACGACUGAAUCUGUAUCACCAACAUUGGAACCAGCAACAGUACCACAAGACACAAAAAUUUCUCAUCUGCCACCUAUAAUGAGUACAAUAACCUCAAUGCCAAUCUCAACUGCAACAAUAACCUAUGGUUCAUUAGAAAAAUCAAAUCCUCAAAUAACUUCCAAAAGUCCACCUCAUACAGCAACAUCAGCGAUUCCUUUAUCGACAUUAAUUGAAGUGCAAACACUGCAACCUACUACAGUAAAAGAAACAACAAUAAAUGAGCAUACAACAAAUCCUAAAAUUACAGUAAAUCCUUCCCUACCACCCAUAACAAUGACAACUGAGGCACACAUUUCAACCACCAAUGAAACAUUAGCUACAAUAGAAAAUAUGGUACCCAAAAUAACUAACCCCUUUCCACUACCUCCCGUAACUAUGACGACAACAAUGCCUGAAAUUACAACAAUAUUGGAACCAGCGACAGCAAGCGAACUCACAAAAACAAUGCAUAUUCCAACCAAACCACUCUUCCCACCAUUUACAAUAACUUGUGUGGAACCCUCGCCAACGUAUACACCUAUUACAUCAACCACUACGGAACCAGCCACAAAAACAUUUGAACCAAUAAAAACAACACAAUAUACAACAACAUUGAAACCAGUGACUUUUACUGAACGAGAAACUCUCAAACCUACUACUAUAGAAUCUAUUGAGUCUUUACCAUCUUUUUUAACUAUAUAUUUACCUACUGGUACAACUUCUAGUAAAUCAGUUACAAUUAUUUCUUCACCAAACACAAAAGAAGAUUUAAUUAUAAAUGAGAAAUCAUCAAGUACAAAUUCUACAAAUACCUCCUCUUCUACAGCUCAAAUGACAACAACUUUAAAAACAUUACCUCCUAUAUUUACUACCUAUGAAACUGUAACCCCGUCAUCUAGAAGUACUGAAACAGAUACAACAAGUUCCAAAUCAUUAAUUCAAAGUAUUCCCUCUACAGUAACUGAUUUAGGGAUUGAAAGAUCGACCACAACAACCACACCAAAUACUGCAUUACCUUCCAAAACUACGCAAUUUGAAGCUACUUUAACGCCUAGUUCUUUUGUAACUGAUAUAGCUUCAAGUUACGAACCAUUAUCUUCAACUGACCCAUCAAAAGUAACUGAUAUAACAACUGUUACAACUGCGUCCGGGAUGGUAAAUAAUAAAGUUACGGCAAUGCCAAUUCCAUCAGAAACUGUUACUGUAACAAGCUCAUCACCGGAUACUACCUUAAGUUCUAAGGUAAAUGCUGUGCCAAUAAAUAAUAGUCCACCUACGUCUGAAGCAACUAAAAUACAGACGACAUCUAGACAAACAGAACCAGUUACUCAGAGCUCUGCUAGAUAUUCUCCCACUGGAACAUUAGUUCCCAUAACGACAUCAAUACCUAUAGUAAGUAUAGUAACUUCUCCUUAUUCUACAAUCCUAACCUCUACUCAAAUGUCACCUGAUACUAGUUCAGGAUCAACAAUUUUAGUAACGAAUGAGUCCCCGACAGAAUCAAUCGACACUCAAACAUUUCCUGACAUAUCUAUAGGAUCAACAUCAGUAACUACGAAAUUUCCAAUUCAACCUACUUUUAGUUUUUCAUCAACCACGACCUUAGUUGAACCUACGAUACAACAGUUUACUUUUACAGUGCCUAAUUCAGUAUCUACUGUAACAAAUGAAUCUAAAAUGAUAACUACGAAGCAGGAUAGAACUACACCAACUUUAAUUAUAACUCCUGCAUAUAGUCCAACUACAUUUGCAGAUUUAACUACACUGGACUAUACUACCACUGAAACAAUCCCCACAGAAAUAACAAAUUAUGCAUUACCUACAAAAGUAUUGACGACGUUUGAAUCUAUCUCCUCAACACCAGUACCCACCUCAAUUUCAGAAAAACUACCAAUUUUAACAUACAAUUCAACAUUACCAGAAUUAACACAAACAACAACUACGUUAAAACCAACUGUGCCUCCCUUUUCAAAAGAAGACCAAGCAGCUGGCCAAGUUUUAACUGGUGGGAAAACUCCUUCGACUAUAGUACCUUCUGACAAACCAAUUUCAUCAACACAAUCAACCCCACAUCCGACAUUGCCUGCUUCACCUACAACUAAAAGAACACCAAAACCAUCAACAUUAAGCUCUAUUAUAACAGCUAUAACGUCCAAUCCUAUUCGUACCUUACCACCAGCUCCAACCACCACAUUUAUACCUCCUUGUUUCACGUCACCGAAACCAACUUCAUCUACUUCGCAAUAUCCCAUAUUUAUUCGUACUUGCAGACCUGCUGAUAAUUUCCUUUACCCCGACAUCAAUAACUGCAGCUUCUACUAUCAAUGCGCUAAUGCCAGCAUGGAAAAAAAGAAGUGCAAAUAUGGAUACCAGUUCAACCCUCGAGCCUUGAAAUGUAUGCCGAGAAUAGAAGCAAACUGUCGCAUAUCAUUUUCAUCUCCGGCAAUAUCAAAUCCUUUCCAAUCAAAAUAUCUGGAAUAGAAUCUUCUACAACCACUUUGAACGCAUAGAUAACGAAAGAUUAUAACAGCAAUCAGAAACACAAAAAGUUUAUUUGCUACAAUAACAUACAAUAAAAUUGACACAA
Messenger RNA from Pararge aegeria (speckled wood butterfly), 5288 nucleotides. RefSeq names its product mucin-2-like. Gene Ontology annotation, cellular component: extracellular region. The transcript is spliced from 4 exons. The record is from RefSeq and is a predicted model, not a curated record. NCBI's taxonomy places the organism in Eukaryota, Metazoa, Arthropoda, Insecta, Lepidoptera, Nymphalidae. The coding region runs from base 44 to 5182 and encodes 1712 amino acids. Gene Ontology annotation, molecular function: chitin binding.